AUGCAAACACUUGGAAUUAGCAAAAACGAAAGCCAGGGACCGAAAAGGGAGUUUGAUUGCGGCAAAACGAGUGUGGACCCAAUUUCGUGGAACUUCGGCUCAAGAAAGCUCAAGAUCCAUCAAGGAGUAGAUUCUAGAGAUUCCAGCUACCCCUAUUUUGUUCGUGUGGAACACGUGGAUGAGACAACUAAUCUGAAGACCAAUUGCGGCGGAUCCUACAUUGCUCCAAAAUGGGUUAUGACGGCGGCAAGCUGCGUCCGAAAAAACGUCCGGUGGUACUACUAUUUGAGUUACAGGUUCAGGCAAGGCAAUAAAGUCGAGAUACAAGCUCAAAGUCAAACGGCUCGCGUUUGGGAACAUGGUGACGUCGCUCUUUUAGAGCUGGAAACGGAUAUUGACACCAGUGAUGAUUUCGGAAGGCGAGUAUGUCUCGAAGCUAGAGGCUUGACACUGAAAGAACCGAUGAUUGCUUUUGGAAUGGGAGACGGAGAAAAAGCCAAAGUACAAGAGGCCGUUUUACGCGCUGACUGUCUUGAUGAGCAAGACACCUUCUGUGGGAGAUUCCGGAGGCCCGCUUGUUGCAAAAUAUGGCCCGACUUGGUACCAACAAAAGCGACUCCAGUCACUCGGAAACUUUGUGAAUGGCUCAAUCAAGAAACAAAAACCAUCAUUUGC
Molecule: messenger RNA, 675 nt
Organism: Mesorhabditis belari
Lineage: Eukaryota; Metazoa; Nematoda; Chromadorea; Rhabditida; Rhabditidae
Source: the annotation of a GenBank genome assembly